ACAAACCCUCCCGUAUCCAUCACCCAGUUUCAACAACUCUUUUUGCCAAUCUUGUUUCACAGUUCCUUUCCAUUUUUUUUUUUUCCUUUUGGUCGGUAAACUUUAAAGCAUACACAAAGAUGAUAGCAUUUUACUCGUAAAUAUAUCAGUAAGCACCCUGAAAAUUUUACAAUAACUUGACUGGUUAUCGCAAAAUUGACCUGCAGAACAAAAUAAAGAAGGAACGUAGAAAACCCUCCCGUGGUGGAAGAAGUUGUCACAAAGAUAUCUAGCUAUUCUAGCUCUUCGGAGGUGGAAACCACGCGUGGUAUUCCCUUGGGACCGGGCCGCGGGCGGGGGUGUGUCGGGGGGCAGUGUUGGUGAUGGCGGUGGGAAGGUACAGACCCCUGGGCAGGUUAGUGAAUUUCUCCGAAGUGGUCCACCCAGGCAUGCGCAAUCCAGACACCAGAGUUGCUAAGGCCCUGAGGCAGAUAGAAGCGCAGGAUACAGUGAAAACCAAUCAGAGGGCUCAAAGGAUAAUCAGUUAGCCAAUCCGGAUUCGAGACUGAAUCAGAGCUUCAGCAUCCUGCUCGCCCCCACCGAUAUCCAAUCGGGGAGCCCGCUACUUUGGGCGGACUUUUCAAAACAGCGAAAACAAAACAAAUCGGGGACCUUUAAAAGGUGCAAUGUGACCAGAAACUAUCUCCUUCCGCCCCUCACGCCUAUCACUCCCUUUCCUUCCUCCAUAGGAUCAAUCGAGGAAUAAAGCCGUGCCCAAAUUCCAUCCUCCUACUUGGGAGGGAGGAGUGGCUCAGUAAAGCAAAGGCGAGUUGAGGAGGCCACAAAGCUGGCUGGAGACGUACACUUAGAGGAGGGACUCUUUUUCAAAGUCUGUUGAGGAGGCGGCGGAUCCCUCCGCGGGGAGUCACGUGCCCCGCCCCCUUGGGGGCGUCGGAAACUCAAAACAAAAACAAGGGGUUUUGUUGGGGCCUCCGCGGUGGUGGCGGCGUCAGCGGCGGUGGAAUCCAUAGUGGGGCAGGGCUUGAGGGACCGGCGCAGCGCCCCAGCCGGAGGGUGGGCGCGCGGGGAGUGGGAUGAAGCCGGGGCUGUGAGGCCGAGGCGGCGGUGGCCGGGGGGAAGGGUCGGAUGCCGGUCGGGGGCACCACUGAGGCGGCGGGUCCCUGACCUCGGAGACAGGUCCGGACGUCCCCGCCGCGCCCAGUCCCAUCCGACCGUGACGCCGCGGGCCGGUGGAGGCGCGGCUCGAGAACGAUGAAGGAUUUGGGGGCAGAGCACUUGGCCGGUUGUGAAGGGGUCCAGCUCUUCGGAUUGUUGAACCUCUACCUAGAACAGGAACAGAGAUUCCAACCUCGAGAAAAAGGGCUGAGCUUGAUCGAGGCUACCCCGGAGAAUGAUAACACUUUGUGUCCAAGAUUGAGAAAUGCCAAAGUAGAAGAUUUAAGGAGUUUAACCAACUUUUUUGGAUCUUGCACUGAAACUUUUGUCCUGGCUGUCAAUAUUUUGGACAGAUUCUUGGCUCUUAUGAAGGUGAAACCUAAACAUUUGUCUUGCAUUGGAGUCUGUUGUUUUUUGCUGGCUGCUAAAAUAGUUGAAGAAGAAUGCAAUAUUCCGUCUACUCUUGAUGUAAUCCGGAUUAGCCAAUGUAAAUGUACUGCUUCUGACAUAAAACGGAUGGAAAAAAUCAUUUCUGAAAAAUUGCACUAUGAAUUGGAAGCUACUACUGCCUUAAACUUGUUGCACUUAUAUCAUACUAUAGUACUUUGUCAUACUUCAGAAAGGAAAGAAAUACUGAGCCUUGAUAAACUGGAAGCUCAGCUGAAAGCUUGCUGCUGCCGACUUAUCUUUUCAAAAGCAAAACCAUCUGUAUUAGCUUUGUGCCUUCUCAAUUUGGAAGUAGAAACUUUGAAAUCCAUUGAAUUAUUGGAAAUUCUCCUGCUUGUUAAGAAACAUUCCAAGGUUAAUGACUCCGAGUUUGUUUACUGGAGGGAGUUAGUUUCUAAAUGCCUUGCUGAAUAUUCUUCUCCUGAAUGUUGCAAACCAGAUCUUAAGAAGUUGGUUUGGAUUGUUUCAAGGCGCACAGCCCAGAACCUCCACAAUAGCUACUAUAGUGUUCCUGAGUUGCCCACAAUACCAGAGGUGGGGUGUUUUGAUGGAAGUGAAAGCGAGGACUCUUGUGAAGAUAUGAGUUGUGGAGAAGAGAGCCUCAGCAGCUCCCCUCACAGUGAUCAGGAGUGCACUUUCUUCUUCAGCUUCAAAGUGGCACAGACACUGUGCUUUCCGUCUUAGAAAUCUCAUUGUUCUGGGUCCAAAAUUAAAGUGUGUGUACAGGUUUCAAAGCAAUAAAUGGGGGAGUAGGUAGUUUCCUGGUGCAGCCCCCAUCUAGGCAGGAAUUGCAUAGACUCUGGAAUACCUACCUUCUAUUUAUUAUUCAGAUCAGAUCUGGCCUAUUUUCAUAUUUAAUCCUAAGCCAUCAAAUGGGUUAGUGCCUCUUAAAAAAUUAACAAUACUUCAGACAUUGGCACUUUAUUUUUCUCCUUGAUCUUUAGCUACGUGGGGGAGGAGGGAAGGUGCUGAUACCUUCAAUUUAUUACUUUUCAAGAAGAUUUUUAAAGAUGAAUAGUGUAGCUUCAACUUUUUUAUAAAGCCUUCAGGUGUCUUUAUUGAAACAGAUUGGGAGUGUGCAAGUGCUUCCUUAGCAGGGACAAUGGAUAAUCCUUUAAUGGUUUAUCUUAGAUCUCUCUCUCUCUCUCCCCCCCAUUCUCAGAGCAGAGAAUAUACUCUUAAAUGUCAAAAACCUUUUUUUGUUUGUUUUUUUAAAUGAUCAGUGUUCUAUCUGAUGCAGACUCUAGAAACUUAGGAAUUAUAAUGUUGACAUUUCUGUGAAUUUUAGUAUGUAAUAUCUUCAUUUCUUUGAGGUUUCUGCCAAAACAGAAAUAAGCAACAGACUAAGGUUGUUGGAUAGUUGCAUUCCUAAUGCCUAAGUGUUGUCAGACUAUAGUAUUAUUUUAAUGUUUUUAAAACAAUCCAUAAUCUAGUUUUGCAUGUACCUGUAUGAGAGCAGUGCAGCAAGUUGAACAGAACUAGGUAACUAUGGAAUUGAUAAAUGUUGAUCUAGCAGCACAUUUUGUCUCAUUUUCUUCUAUUAAAAAAGUCUGCAUGAUUACAUUGUAUUUCCUUUGUAAUUCACGUUUCAAAAAUAAUGAUAUUGUACAUGGGUGCCAAGACUGAAUAUGAAGUGUAAAAAAAACCAAAAACCUAAGUGUUUGUAGUAUUAUAGUUUUAAGCGUAUCUGUGUGGUGGUACAGCCAUAAGAAUAGGGAUUUAUAAACUCUGUACACAUGAGAUUUUGUACAGAGAAUUUUUUUAAACUUUAUAAACUGUAUAUGAAAAUGUAAAUCU
This is a messenger RNA of Physeter macrocephalus (sperm whale), 3399 nucleotides long. It is a transcript of the gene CCNG2, whose product is annotated as cyclin G2. Lineage: Eukaryota; Metazoa; Chordata; Mammalia; Artiodactyla; Physeteridae. The coding region runs from base 1252 to 2286 and encodes 344 amino acids. Gene Ontology annotation, cellular component: nucleus; cytoplasm; cyclin-dependent protein kinase holoenzyme complex. The transcript has 8 exons. Gene Ontology annotation, biological process: mitotic cell cycle phase transition; regulation of cyclin-dependent protein serine/threonine kinase activity. Gene Ontology annotation, molecular function: cyclin-dependent protein serine/threonine kinase regulator activity. The record is from RefSeq and is a predicted model, not a curated record.